CUGGUCGCUCCUCAGUACUCGAUACUCGCACAGAGCUUUUUAGAAUUUGAUGGAUUUCGCGCCUCUAUAAAUUCUCCAAAAUUUCAAACUCGUUCCGAAAAAUUUCAAUCGCAGCAGCACACGGUUGAGGGAGAACAAGAGAUGAGGAAGAGGUCGACCAGGAAAUCAUCUGCGGCGGUGCUUCUAGCAACACCUCUGGCACCUCCGUCCACCGCAGCGCCUGGGAAAAGGAGCCGCUCUCUGUCGCCGGCGGAGUCUCCCGCAGUCAAAUUCGACUUCAAUCUGGACGGACUUGCCGAAAUCGCUUCGGCUCUGAAGAAGAAGAAGAGCAACAAAAAUGGCAGCGCAGUCGCGUCGAAUUCCAAGCGGAUGCAGCCUACAGGAUUCUCUAAUUCGCCGCCGAGAUCGCUGAAGAGCGUGAACACGAUUUCUGAUCUGAAGGAUCUCGCAUCCUCUAAUCUGGAAUCCAUCAAGCGUCAGCUGGAGCUAUCUCAUUCUGAGAUUCUGAAGGAUAUUGAGGCGUCUGAGUCUCGUCUUCAGAAGCGCUUCAAGAUUCAGACUCAGGCAUGUCAACAAGUGAUUGAUGAGGCAGAGAAAGAAUAUAAGAAGAUUUUUGAACGAAUCAAUGAAGGUAGAGAAGCAAUGAAGUUUGUAAAACAUCCAUCCCCGAGCUUGCAAAAACUACAGAGAAAAGCAUUGCUCUACUUAGGAGUCGAUUUGGGAUCUCAUCAGAUGCUGCUUGAAGUUGCUGAAAGUUCUACAAUGGCCUUUUUCAUUCCGGUUAUAUCCUUGGAGAUGGAGAUUACUAUUCAUUGGUGGUGGUUGAGUGACGUAAUUCUUGAGGGCGAUAAGCUUCGAUCUAUAUCCACCAACCAUUUGAGUACACAUGUUCCAAAACGAGAACUCAGUUGGAGAGUCAUGGGAAUCAUUACUCUGGCAAGAACACCCCCUCUACCAUUACCCCCUUCACUAACUUCAUCAAAAUACAGAACCCAUGUCCUAAUCCAUUCAUCCACACAAUCCAAAAGCUUCAAACAUGUCGGCUCAAUUUCAGCCACCUUAAACUCUCCCAAAGGCUUCGGGCCCAAACCAAAUAAGAUAAAAAACUCCAAAAAAUUGAAAAAGAACAAAUACGAAAGCCAAGAAGAAGAUGAGGAGGAGGAAGAGGAUGAUCGGGAAGAAGGCGUUAUUCCGGAGAUAGUGACGAAUCGGAUGAUAAGCAGAAUGGGCUUUUCUGUGGGGAUCCCACUUUUUAUUGGGCUCUUGUUCUUCCCCUUCUUCUACUAUCUUAAGGUUGGGCUGAAAAUCGAUGUUCCCACCUGGGUGCCCUUCAUCGUGUCCUUUGUCUUCUUCGGGGCAGCGCUUUUGGGGGUCAGUUACGGGAUUGUGUCCGCCAGCUGGGAACCGUUGAGGGAAGGCUCGCUGCUGGGCUGGAAUGAGGCCCGGAAGAAUUGGCCCGUUUUCUGGGGGUCGAUCUGGGGAGGGUCCAAGAACAAGUCG
This is a messenger RNA of Striga asiatica, 1500 nucleotides long. The record is from the annotation of a GenBank genome assembly. Lineage: Eukaryota; Viridiplantae; Streptophyta; Magnoliopsida; Lamiales; Orobanchaceae.